CACAGUUCACAUACGUUAUUAGUCUUUGUCUGAUUAAACAGAUCAGAAUCAUCCAACAUCUAUAUAUUGUUCCAUAUAUAGGUUCCCAUAUAUACUACUACAAAUCCCUUCAUUCUUCUCGUACUAAUUUGUUUGUUGAAGCUAGCUAGCAAUGGAGAACAUGUUAGGUCUGUUGAGGAUUCAUAUCCAAAGAGGAGUGAACCUUGCAGUCAGAGACAUGAGAAGCAGUGACCCUUAUCUUAUUGUCAAAAUGGGCAAGCAGAAGCUAAAGACUCGUGUGGUGAAGAAGAGCGUGAAUCCUGAGUGGAAUGAACAACUGACUCUCUCCAUUGCUGAUCCAAAUCUUCCAAUCCUGGUCUCUGUAUAUGACAAGGAUACGUUUAGUUUUGAUGACCCCAUGGGAGAUGCAGAGUUUGAGAUCAGUCCAUUUGUUAAAGCCUUGAAGGGGGGUGGUUUACACGGCCUCCAAGAUGGAGCCAUAAUUACUAAAGUGCAGGCAAACAAGCAAAACUGUCUUGCCGAAGAGAGCUCCAUUCUCUACUCCAAAGGCAAACUUGUGCAGAACAUGGUUCUUAGACUCAGAAAUGUCGAGUGUGGGGAAGUGGAACUUCAAUUGCAGUGGAUUGACCUACCUAGUUCCAAGCGUCUAUAAGCACUGAUCGAUCUCACUGUAAUUUUCUGGUUGUCCGAUCUAGAGGAGUCAUUGAUGUUAUCCCUCCAUGUAUUGUACGUUAUCAUUUUCCAUCAACAAAUAGGAU
Messenger RNA from Argentina anserina (silverweed cinquefoil), 758 nucleotides. Its product is annotated as protein C2-DOMAIN ABA-RELATED 5-like. NCBI's taxonomy places the organism in Eukaryota, Viridiplantae, Streptophyta, Magnoliopsida, Rosales, Rosaceae. The transcript has 2 exons. The record is from RefSeq and is a predicted model, not a curated record. Bases 152 to 652 code for a protein of 166 amino acids.